This is a messenger RNA of Frankliniella occidentalis (western flower thrips), 1887 nucleotides long. It is a transcript of the gene Usp14, whose product is annotated as ubiquitin carboxyl-terminal hydrolase 14. Lineage: Eukaryota; Metazoa; Arthropoda; Insecta; Thysanoptera; Thripidae. The record is from RefSeq and is a predicted model, not a curated record. Gene Ontology annotation, biological process: proteasome-mediated ubiquitin-dependent protein catabolic process; protein deubiquitination; regulation of proteasomal protein catabolic process. Gene Ontology annotation, molecular function: cysteine-type deubiquitinase activity; proteasome binding; protein binding. The transcript is spliced from 10 exons. The coding region runs from base 184 to 1692 and encodes 502 amino acids.
AAGGGCGGUGAGCGGACACCAAAUGACCACUCGAAAUCUGAGUGACUGUCGUGUUUGUUGUGCGGUGCCCGUUGCGGCUGAUUCGAGUUCCUGUAUAGUUUGACUGGAUUCAACUCUUCUAUUUUAUGUAACAUUUGGAAACAACGUUACUGGCACUUAAGAAAUACAACCCAGAUUUUAAAAAUGCCAAGCUUCAAAGUUAAAGUAAAAUGGGGAAAGGAGAUGUUCCCCGAUGUGGAAGUGAAUACAGAAGAAGACCCGCUGUUAUUCAAGGCGCAACUGUUUGCUUUGACUGGUGUUCAGCCCAACCGACAGAAGGUUAUGGUAAAGGGUAUGACUUUAAAAGACACCGAAUGGGGAAAUCUACCUUUGAAAGAUGGUGUCAUGGUCUUAUUAAUGGGCAGCAAAGAAGAAGAUGUGCCCUCUGAACCUGCAGUGAAACCUGUUUUUAUGGAAGACAUGAAUGAGUCUGAACUUGCUACUGCUAUGGAUCUCCCUGCUGGAUUAACAAACCUGGGAAACACCUGUUACCUUAAUGCUACUGUUCAGUGUCUUAAGACUGUACCUGAACUCAGAGAUGGUCUUCAAUCCUUUGAAGCUAGUGUUGGAGGUGGAUCUUUUGUCCCUUCCCAAUCAAUAACAGUUGCCCUGCGAGAUUUGUAUGCUAUGAUGGACCGAGGGGCAUCCUUUUCUCCUCUUAUUCUUCUCCAAGUCCUUCGGUUGGCAUUUCCACGCUUUGCUGAGAAGGGGGCAGGAGGAGUUUACAUGCAGCAGGAUGCCAAUGAAUGCUGGACUGAACUUGUACGCAUGCUUCAGCAGAAGCUCCCAUCAAAGCCUGUUGAAGGUUCAAAAUAUCAACCAAAGUCUUUGAUAGAGCAGUACUUUGGAGGCCGAUUUGAUGUUGAAUACAAAUGCAAUGAAGCAUCAGAAGAAGAACCAACCCGCUCUGAAGAAGAUUUCCUGCAACUCAGUUGCUUUAUUUCCCAAGAUGUGCGCUAUAUGCUGUCUGGAUUGCGAUCUAAACUUCAAGAACAUAUAACAAAGAACUCGCCAACACUUGGAAGAGAUGCAGUGUACACCAAAACUAGUAAAAUUAGUAGAUUGCCUGCUUAUUUGACUGUGCAAUUUGUUCGUUUCUAUUACAAAGAAAGGGAGUCUGUAAAUGCAAAGAUCUUGAAGGAUGUCAAAUUUCCCAUGGAAUUUGAUGCUGUUGAACUGUGCACUCCAGAACUUCAAGAAAAGCUUACACCAAUGAGAGAUCGCUUUAAGCAAUUGGAAGACAGAAAAGUUGAAGAACAACUUAACCUUAAAGACAAGAAGGCUGGCGACAGUAAGGUAAAAACAAGGAAAGAGCCCUAUUGGCUAGAAAAUGACCUGGGCUCCAACAACUCAGGAUACUACACUCUUCAAGCUGUGUUAACUCAUAGAGGGCGUUCAUCAUCAAGUGGUCAUUAUGUUGGGUGGGUACGACAGAGUGAUAACACCUGGCUGAUGUGUGAUGAUGACAAAGUCACACCUGUUUCAGCUGAAGAUAUUUUGAAACUCUCUGGUGGUGGGGAUUGGCAUUGUGCAUAUGUACUACUGUAUGGUCCUCGUAUCAUGGAAAUUCCUGAGGGCAUGGAUUUGAGUUCCUCUACAGCUGAGAAGGUGGUAGAAAAAAUGGAAACUGAAAACUCCAGCAAUACUCAAUAAUUAUGAUUAUUUUUUAACUUAAAGUAUUUUGAGCAUUUUAACAUGAAAUAAAUUUGCACUCUUAUUUCUUUGAUCUUUUUAACCAGUAUAUCGAUAUAAUGCUCAAAUUUCCUGGGAGACUACCACUCAGUGUGAACUUACCAACCUGCCUGUACCUUUUUCUGUAAUAAAAUGAAUUCAAGAAAUUGCACAAAA